GCGUGCCAAGAGGAGGCAACCCCUCAAAAGAACACAGCCGCUAUUGCAAAUCAUCUUCAGACACUAUUGCAAUUCAGACAACAUCACGAAUAUAGACGGCGACCGAUCGGUGACCAACCGAGACAGACCACGCCGGCGGAUUGGCCACUCCAUAAUGCAGUGUACCUAAUUUUGGUAACGCUUUACCACAGCCGCGUCGUCAACGCCGACGCCGAGGUCAUCUUCUACUACCAGAGUGCCUCUUCUCCCGUACUCCGCCACGCCGCACGUCUUCCCUUCGACUCCGCUUCUCCACCGACGCCACCACUGUCCUUCUCGCUUGCCGUGCCUCAUCACCGCCGCACCGCUUCUCUCCGUUUGGUCAGAUCUCAGAUCCAAAUUUGAGCUAGUACUAACAUUUUUGUGUCGCGUUGGUUUAGUUUUAAUCCGAUCCGAUCCGCACCGCACGGCACGGCGGCGCGGCCAUCUAGCGCCGCCAUGGGCGCCUCCUGCUCCUCCCCCUUCCCCCCUCCUCCUUCACCUGCCGAAUCCAACGCCCCCUCCGCCUCCGCGAUGCACCACCCGCCUCACCCCGCGGCCGGAGGAGGAGGACCCGUCAUGCCGUACGCCGACGCCGACCGCACCCUCCGCGCGCUGGCCGGCGCGGCGGAGGGCUUCGGCCGCCGCGCCAUCGGCGGGCUCCACGGCCCGCUCUACCGCGUCACCUCCCUCGACGACGACGGCCACGGCACCCUCCGCCAGGCGUGCCGCGCCCACGGCCCGCUCUGGAUCGUCUUCGACGUCUCCGGCGACAUCCACCUCCGCACCUACCUCCGCGUCACCUCCCACAAGACCAUCGACGGGCGCGGCCAGCGCGUGCGCCUCCUGGGCAAGGGGCUCCAGCUCAAGGAGUGCCGCCACGUGAUCGUCUGCAACCUCCAGAUCGAGGGCGGGCGCGGCCACGACGUGGACGCCAUCCAGAUCAAGCCCUCCUCCGCCGACAUCUGGAUCGACCGCUGCAGCCUCGCCGACUGCGACGACGGCCUCGUGGACAUCACCCGCGGGAGCACCGACGUCACCGUCUCCCGGUGCCGCUUCUCCCGCCACGACAAGACCAUGCUGGUGGGCGCCGACCCGUCCCACACCGGCGACCGCGGCAUCCGCGUCACCGUCCACCACUGCUUCUUCGACGGCACGCGGCAGCGCCACCCGCGGGUGCGGUUCGGGAGGGCGCACCUGUACAACAACUACACGAGGGGGUGGGGCAUCUACGCGGUGGCCGCCGGGGUGGAGGCGCAGGUGGCGUCGCAGUGCAACGUGUACGAGGCCGGGGCGGAGAGGAAGGCGGUGUUCAGGUACGUGCCGGAGAGGGCGGCGGACCGGGAGGAGGCGGAGGCCGGGUGGGUGAGGUCGGAGGGGGACGCCUUCCUCAACGGGGCGCGGCCGUGCCUGGUGGACGGCGGCGACGCGGCGGUGUUCAGGCCGGAGGAGUACUACGAGAGGUGGACCAUGGAGGCGGCGUCGCCGGCGCUCAAGGAGGUGGUGCAGCUGUGCGCCGGGUGGCAGCCCGUGCCGAGGCCACCGGGCGAGUGAUCCAUCCAUCCAUGUUACUAGUGUAUAUCAAAAAGAAAUAUUCAUGUAUUAUCCAUUUAGUGUGUCAGUACAUCAUUACCAAGUAAUAAUCGUGUAAUAAUCAUGCACGUGUGUAAUCCUCAUAAAAUAAGUUUAAGCAAUGAAUUUAACCCACAAUCACAAGUUCAAUUGUU
This is a messenger RNA of Oryza sativa Japonica Group (Japanese rice), 1745 nucleotides long. RefSeq names its product putative pectate lyase 21. The record is from RefSeq and is a predicted model, not a curated record. Gene Ontology annotation, molecular function: pectate lyase activity. Lineage: Eukaryota; Viridiplantae; Streptophyta; Magnoliopsida; Poales; Poaceae.